Molecule: messenger RNA, 840 nt
Organism: Prorocentrum cordatum
Lineage: Eukaryota; Dinophyceae; Prorocentrales; Prorocentraceae
Source: the annotation of a GenBank genome assembly
AUGCCGACUAACGUGGACACCCUGAGCGACUCGGACGGCGAAGUGCCAGCAAAGGUAGCUCGCGCCAGCGGCGCCGCUGGCGGCGCCCCUAGCCCCGAGAAGCCCAGCGGCGACAACGCGCGGCCCAACGGCGAGAACAAGGGCGCCGACAGCAAGGGGGCGGCAGGGGCGCCGAGAGGCAGGGGCCAGGGCCGCGGGGGCGGCGAGGGCGGCCGCGGAGCUCGCAAGAGGCCCGCAGCGGCGGGGGCGGCGGUCGAUGGCACGACGGACGCAGAAGGGGGCACCCCGGCCAGCAAGCGGCAGAGGGCGGGCGGCGCGGGCGGCACCGACGAGGAGAAAACGCAAGAGAACAGCCCCAGCCAGAAAGUCCCCGCGCUGACCGCUUCGCGCGUGCAGUCGCCGCCAGCGACGUCGCCGGGGGGCACGAAGCGGAAGGCAGAAGAGAGCAAGGCGGGAACGACCCCGAAGGGCAAGGGCAAACCCAAGGCCGAGUCAAAGCCGCCCGAGCAGGAGACGCUGGGCACCGACGCGAAGUCAGACUACAGCAUCAUGACGUACCCAUCUGGCGCGAUGGCGGUGCGCCCAAAAGGCAAGGACGGAGAGGGCAAGAAGCUGAGCCAGCUCUUCCAGGUCUCCGUGAAGGGCGCGAACCCCGACGACCUCAAGAGCAUCUGCGAGGAUGCAAUUCGCGAGCUCCAGAAGGGCCGCAACAGCGAUGACGUUAAGCUCAUGGUCGGCGUGAGGAAAAAGGCCUUGCAGGCGGCCAUCGCGAAGAAAGGGGCUGUCGGCGCCGAGAGCCCAGGGGGCGGCGCCCCAGUGGCGGCGAAAACCGAUUCGUGA